GCGGGCGCCGGGGGCCAGGCUGGAGGCCCGCGGGCAGUGGAGAGACGCUGGGGAAGGGGGGUCCUGACAGGGGAGCCCCGCCCCCACCCCAGGCGACGUGGCCAGCGGCCACCCGGAGCAACGCACCUUAGGGUGGAAGGACGCUUCCCACUGACCACGUCUCCCAUCCCCACCCAGAGCCUCCCGUUCGGUAUUUUGGGAAGAAGCCACAGCAUCUUCCUUUACGUCCACUUUAAUUGAGCAUCUAGGAUGUGUGGGCGAAGCAGUCUCACAGGCAACGUGAGAGAAGCUCGGGUAGAGGUGCGAAGAGCUGGGAGCGCAGGGCGGGGACCUCGCACGGGAGGGUGCGGGCGGGAGCCUGCCUCGCGAGCCCGGGCCACGGCCGCUGCUCCCGACCGUGACUGGGACCCGGGCAGGGAAGGUCGCUACAAAGCCUGCCGGGCGAACCGAAGGCAGCUUUGUGCGGAGCCAUGCCAGGAAGCUUGGGAACCGUGAGCCACAAGAGGGAAAAUCUGUGCAUACAGUGUGGACAUCUAAGUCAUACAUAACAAGCCUAUUGCAUCCUUGGAGCAUGGCACAGCAGGAAUAAAGGAGAAAGAAGCUGGAAUCAGACAGUGGGGGUCAGGGAGAAGAUCUAUAACAUUCUGCUAGGUGGAUGAGAGAUGCAAAGGAGAUGACAUGAUCUGUGAAGAACAGCGUUGUUUUUUUUGCAUGUUUUGCACUUAGCCAGAGGAAGUCUGGCGCAUCCGAGCCGGCCAGCCGAGCACAUCUGGAAGUGGUUUCUGGGGCCGCCCCUCUCUGCCAGCGCAACUCCUGGGUUCCCAGCGGCUUCGCGCAGAGGUGGAAGAAACCCGAGACGUUCCAAAGUCAACGCAAGCAAAGGGGAGUGCGGGUCGGGGAGGAAUAUUCUUUUGGAAACGUAAUAUUGGCCUUGGGGCUCUCCAGCCCUUUGGGACUUCCAAUGGGAUCUUAGAAGCAGCCGAAGCAGCGUGAGGGCAGCAGCCCAGGGCCAGCCACGAUUUGAACGCUCUGCCUUGCAGCUCUUCUGGACCGAGGAGCCCAAAGCCCUACCCUCACCAUUCACCAGGUCCUGUGGGAAGAGCAGCGUGGAGGUGGGCUGAGGUUAGAAGGUGCAGAGCGUGGAAGAAGAUUGUGAGCUGAGUAUUGGACAUCUGUUCUUGAAUAGUCCCUGGGCCUGCCAUAGGAAAGGAAGUUCUCCAGGGUUACAGUUCUUAUCCGCGUGAAUACACAUGGCUCUGUUACGAAAAAUUAAUCAGGUGCUGCUGUUCCUUCUGAUUGUGACCCUCUGUGUGAUUCUGUAUAAGAAAGUUCAUAAGGGGACUGUGCCCAAGAAUGAUGCAGAUGAUGAAUCCGAGACUCCUGAAGAACUGGACGAAGAGAUUCCUGUGGUGAUUUGUGCUGCAGCAGGGAGGAUGGGUGCCACUAUGGCUGCCAUCAAUAGCAUCUACAGCAACACUGAUGCCAACAUCUUGUUCUAUGUAGUGGGACUCCGGAAUACUCUGACUCGAAUACGAAAAUGGAUUGAACAUUCCAAACUGAGAGAAAUAAACUUUAAAAUCGUGGAAUUCAACCCGAUGGUCCUCAAAGGGAAGAUCAGACCAGACUCAUCGAGGCCUGAAUUGCUCCAGCCUCUGAACUUUGUUCGAUUUUAUCUCCCUCUACUUAUCCACCAACACGAGAAAGUCAUCUAUUUGGACGAUGAUGUAAUUGUACAAGGUGAUAUCCAAGAACUGUAUGACACCACCUUGGCCCUGGGCCACGCGGCGGCUUUCUCAGAUGACUGCGAUUUGCCCUCUGCUCAGGACAUAAACAGACUCGUGGGACUUCAGAACACAUAUAUGGGCUAUCUGGACUACCGGAAGAAGGCCAUCAAGGACCUUGGCAUCAGCCCCAGCACCUGCUCUUUCAAUCCUGGUGUGAUUGUUGCCAACAUGACAGAAUGGAAGCACCAGCGCAUCACCAAGCAAUUGGAGAAAUGGAUGCAAAAGAAUGUGGAGGAAAACCUCUAUAGCAGCUCCCUGGGAGGAGGGGUGGCCACUUCCCCAAUGCUGAUUGUGUUUCAUGGGAAAUAUUCCACAAUUAACCCCCUGUGGCACAUAAGGCACCUGGGCUGGAAUCCAGAUGCCAGAUAUUCGGAGCAUUUUCUGCAGGAAGCUAAAUUACUCCACUGGAAUGGAAGACAUAAACCCUGGGACUUCCCUAGUGUUCACAACGACUUAUGGGAAAGCUGGUUUGUUCCUGACCCUGCAGGGAUAUUUAAACUCAAUCACCAUAGCUGAUAUAACUCUACCCUUAAAAUAUUCCCUGUAUAGAAAUGUGGAAUUGUCCCUUUGUAGCCAACUAUAACAUUGUUCUUUAUGAACAUUACCUUUGAUACAUAUGAUCCACAAUAUAAAAACCAAAAACUACUGUGUGCAAAUUAUACCUUGGACCAUAUAGGCAUUGAUUAACUUCUUUAAGUACAUGUGAUAACUAUGGAAAUCAAGAUUAUGUGACUGAAAAACAUAAAGGAAGAGACCCAUCUAGAUACCAGCAAUCAACCUGCUUAAUUCUGAAUGACAAUUAUAUCCACAAAUUUUUAAAACUUCUAAAUGUAUUUUUCACAUGUAGAUCUUAACAGGUUGCCAAUCUUUUCUUUUAUAAAACUAUUACAUUUAAAAUAUGCACGUCUGAAAAAUAAAAUAUUCAUCAUUUUUAUGA
Messenger RNA from Pan troglodytes (chimpanzee), 2721 nucleotides. It is a transcript of the gene GLT8D2, whose product is annotated as glycosyltransferase 8 domain containing 2. Gene Ontology annotation, molecular function: glycosyltransferase activity. NCBI's taxonomy places the organism in Eukaryota, Metazoa, Chordata, Mammalia, Primates, Hominidae. The record is from RefSeq and is a predicted model, not a curated record. The transcript is spliced from 13 exons. Gene Ontology annotation, cellular component: Golgi apparatus. Bases 1251 to 2300 code for a protein of 349 amino acids.